Bradysia coprophila is the source of this 1099-nucleotide messenger RNA. Its product is annotated as clavesin-1-like. Lineage: Eukaryota; Metazoa; Arthropoda; Insecta; Diptera; Sciaridae. Gene Ontology annotation, cellular component: membrane. Gene Ontology annotation, molecular function: phosphatidylinositol bisphosphate binding. The record is from RefSeq and is a predicted model, not a curated record.
UCGAGUUAGUUUCGAGGCUGUCUCUUUGAUUAAUAAAUAUUUUGGUAUUCAUUACACGAUCAUAAUUAGUGGUCAGCUUUUAUUUCUAUGACUAAAUUAAAACAUACACAAAAGUUAAGCUGUCGCAAACAUGUCAGCAUCUAAAAUGCCCGAUAUCAUCAAAAUAUCCCAUUCGCUGGAUUUGGGUCCGCUGCCGGACGAACUGAUUCCUAUAGCUCGUCGCCAGGGUGAAGAUCCCGACAUGACCUGUAACUAUUUAGAAGAGCUGCGCAACUUAAUAUAUGAACGGGGCGAUUUUAAACCUUUCCGCACAGACAAUGAAUUUUUAAUAAAAUUUUUGCGAGCUCGUUUUUUCAAAGUUGAAAACGCUUAUAAAUUGCUGGUACGUUACCACGAAUUCAGAGAGUCAAAUCAGGACCUAUACUUAAAUGUGGAUCCCCUAUCCUUAACUCAUCUGGGUGAAAAUGAUAUCGUAUCGGUGACACCAUAUUACGAUCAGAACGGUAGACGGAUGAUGUUUCACAAAGUUGGUAACUGGAAACCAUCCAAAAUACCGAUAAAUGAUUUAAUGAAAGCGACGCUGAUUUUAUUGGAAAUGGGAUCAUUAGAACCUAGUGCUCAGGUGCUAGGUGGAAUUGGAAUUUUCGAUCUCGAAGGAUUAACAAUAAAUCAUGGCCUGCUGAUAACACCAUCUGUUGCUAGUAAAAUUAUAUGUUUGAUGGUUACCUGUAUGCCAAUCCGAACCGACACAAUACACAUUGUCAAUCAGGGCUGGGCUUUUGAUAUGGUAUUCAAAAUGUUCAAACCGUUCCUAAACGAAAAAAUGAGAUCGAGAAUUUUCUUUCACGGUACGAAUAUGGCAUCGUUACACAAUCACAUUGAUAAGAAACAUUUGCCGAGCAAGUAUGGCGGCUACAUGGAUGAUUAUCCGUAUACAACGUGGAUGGACAACUUAAAACAGAACUACACAGUUGUUAGAGAAUUGCAGCAACUGGGGUAUGCAAUAAAUGCAGACCAAUUUUGUUCGGAAAUUAUAGGUUCUGAGAAGUAAUUCAACUAAAGGUGAACGUUCAUUGAAAAUAAAUCAAAUUAUGAAAUC